AUGUCGUUACUUCUUGACACAGACGUCACCCUCACGGCUACACAGGCUCCAACCGUCACUCUUCUACUGGGCCUACAACAGUUGACCUCGGUACCUCCAAAUUUGGCCAACAAGGACAACAACCGCUCAGGCUCAUCAACUUUGGCCUUGAGUAUGGGAAAUGAUACACAGGUGGCUUCCAUGUCACUGAGCUCAUUCAAUCUGACUACCUCCAGUAUGGGCAGUGGAGCAGUACACCACUCAUCCAAGAAGGGAAUACUUCUUGCGCUAUACAUGGCUGGAUCCGUGUUGUUUGCGUCGGUGCUUUGA
Molecule: messenger RNA, 309 nt
Organism: Sungouiella intermedia
Lineage: Eukaryota; Fungi; Ascomycota; Pichiomycetes; Serinales; Metschnikowiaceae
Source: the annotation of a GenBank genome assembly